CUUACUCAAAUAAGUUCUUCUUAGAGAUCCAAUUUGUUUCCCAUUCUCUUCUCGAUUUUGGAGAUCAUUAGCUAAGUUCGACGAAGAUUUUGCGAAGAAUUAGAGUGUUGAAAACCCUAGGAUGUGUCUUUAGCGAAGGAAAACAAUGGCGAAAGCGUCGACGAUGCAAAAGAAGAGAUGGGCACUGAUGGUUUUGUUGGUUCUAUCUAUAUCAACAGUGGGUGUGAUUCUCGUGAGAUCUAGCUUUGAAUCCUGUAGCGUUGGUGGCCAAUUCGUGGAUAGCAGCGCCUUGAAGUUUCAAUCGAAUCCUCUAGCUUUCAUGAAAUCGAAACUUGUUUUAUUAGUCUCCCACGAGCUAUCACUCUCAGGUGGACCUUUGCUCUUAAUGGAAUUGGCGUUUUUGUUAAGAGGGGUUGGUGCUGAAGUUGUUUGGAUCACUAAUCAGAAACCACUUGAAGAAGAUGAAGUUGUCUAUAGUCUUGAACACAAGAUGUUAGAUCGAGGAGUUCAGGUUAUCUCUGCAAAGGGUCAGAAAGCUGUGGAUACAUCUCUCAAGGCUGAUUUGAUUGUUCUUAAUACUGCUGUGGCUGGGAAAUGGCUGGAUGCUGUUCUUAAGGAAAAUGUUGUUAAAGUUCGACCUAAGAUCCUUUGGUGGAUUCAUGAGAUGAGAGGACAUUAUUUCAAUCUAGAUUUGGUCAAACACCUCCCGUUUGUUGCAGGGGCUAUGAUUGAUUCGCAUGCAACGGCAGAAUACUGGAAAAACAGAACUCAAGCUCGCUUAGGGAUUAAGAUGCCCAAAACUUACGUUGUGCACCUAGGAAAUAGCAAGGAUUUGAUGGAAGUAGCUGAAGAUAGUGUUGCCAAGAGAGUUCUCCGUGAGCACGUCCGAGAAUCUCUUGGACUGCGGAAUGAAGACUUACUCUUUGGCAUUAUCAAUAGUGUAUCGCGUGGAAAAGGACAGGACCUGUUCCUUCGAGCCUUCCACGAAAGUCUUGAAAUAAUCAAAGAGAAGAAACUUCAGGUACCAACAAUGCAUGCAGUAGUAGUAGGAAGUGACAUGAGUCGGCAGACAAAGUUCGAGACAGAGCUACGCAACUUUGUCCAAGAAAAGAAACUUGAGAACUAUGUCCACUUUGUCAACAAAACUCUAACCGUAGCUCCAUAUAUAGCAGCCAUAGACGUUCUUGUCCAGAACUCCCAAGCCAGAGGAGAAUGCUUUGGGAGAAUAACAAUCGAAGCCAUGGCCUUUAAGCUACCUGUACUUGGCACUGCAGCCGGAGGAACAAUGGAGAUUGUAGUGGAUGGAACGACCGGUCUGUUACAUACCGUAGGGAAAGAAGGAGUGAUACCUCUCGCCAAGAACAUAGUGAAAUUGGCGAUGCAAGUUGAGUUACGGCUAACAAUGGGAAACAAUGGAGAAGACGACUUAGAGAGGAGACGCAACUUCAUUGAUAUGUACAAGUUUGAGCUCGGUUUUCGCAAGAGCUACCAAGAAAAACUCGAAACUGCAAUGGAGAAAUUGGAAGCUUUAAAGAAAGAGUUUAAAGAAACUGAAGACGAUCUCAAAUAUCUUACCACUACUCGUGUGGAAAGGAUUGGAGAAAUUGUGAAACCUCUAGACAAAAAACGAUUUAUUGUGAAAGGAAACGAUGGAGGUCGUUACGUAGUGAAUUGCUGUAACAAAGUGGAACAAUCAAAGCUAGUUUCUGGAACCAGAGUUACUCUUGAGAAAAAAUCGUUGACGAUAAUGAGAAUUCUCCCUCCUAUUGUUAAUCCGUUGGUUUAUAAUAUGGUGCAUCUACAUCGUGGCGAUGUUAGAUAUUCAGAUAUUGGUGGUUUAUCUAAACAAAUCAGAGAUCUAAGAGAUUACAUUGAACUUCCUCUCACAAAUCCUGAAGUUUUUCAACGAGUUGGUGUAAAGCUUCCCAAGGGAGUACUUCUUUAUGGACCUCCUGGAACUGGAAAGACAUUGUUAGCUAGAGCAAUUGCUAGCAACAUCGAUUCGACUUUUAUGACGGUUGUUUCUAGCGCGCUUUUAAGCAAAUACUUGGGAGAUAGUUCAUUGUUAGUGAGAGAGAUGUUUAGAUAUGCUCGUGAUCAUCAACCUUGUAUCAUCUUUAUGGAUGAGAUUGAUGCUAUUGGUAGACGUCGUGGAUCAAGUGAAGGAGAAGUAAAAACUAGUGAAUGUGAUAGAGUACUCAUUGAGCUUCUUUCUCAACUUGAUGGAUUCAAUGAACUUGAUAAGGUGAAAGUAAUAAUGGCAACAAAUAGGCCUGAUGUUCUUGACCCUGCGCUUCUUCGACCAGGUAGAAUCGAUAAGAAGAUAGAGAUUCCAUUGCCUAAUGGAGAUUCUAGAAUGAGAAUCCUCAAGAUUCAUGCUUCUGGUAUAACUAAACAUGGAGAUAUCGAUUACGAAAAAGUCGUGAAACUAUCUGAGGGUUUCAAUGGAGCAGAUAUGCGUAACAUAUGUACUGAAGCAGGGAUGUUUGCUAUACGUGCAGAGCGCGAUUACGUUGUUCCAAACGAUUUCAUCAAGGCUGUAACAAAACUAGGCGAAGCGAAGAAACUUGAGUCCAGUGCACAGUACAAUGCUGAUUUUCGGAAAGAGUAAAGAUCGAAACAUACAGAAGAAGGGAUAUAGAUGACUAACAAAUUCAUCAAAAGAAG
This is a messenger RNA of Arabidopsis arenosa, 2667 nucleotides long. NCBI's taxonomy places the organism in Eukaryota, Viridiplantae, Streptophyta, Magnoliopsida, Brassicales, Brassicaceae. The record is from the annotation of a GenBank genome assembly.